This is a messenger RNA of Mytilus californianus (California mussel), 2195 nucleotides long. Its product is annotated as collagen alpha-1(XII) chain-like. Lineage: Eukaryota; Metazoa; Mollusca; Bivalvia; Mytilida; Mytilidae. The transcript is spliced from 12 exons. The record is from RefSeq and is a predicted model, not a curated record. The coding region runs from base 63 to 2096 and encodes 677 amino acids.
UUGCCACCACAUGUUUUUGCCAUUAUCAUUUCUGACACAGAAGGUGUUAUUUGGAUUUUAAUAUGGUUUUCAUUUUGCUAAUAUUAAUAACAACUACACAUAUUGUUACAGGAUGGAACCGUUAUUACCAUAGCAAUUAUUAUUACUACAACUAUGGUACUACUGAAAUGUCAACAGGAUCCACAACAGAAGAUACUAGUGUUAGUACGGUUACUAUGAAUCCCUUUACGGACGGUACAUUUACUACUGAAAUGACAACAGGACCCACAACAGAAGAUACUAGUGUUAGUACGGUUACUAUGAAUCCCUCUUCUAUUGGUAUUACUAAUAGCUAUACAUCACCAGUACCUGGUCGGCCGGGCAGACCAAUUGGAUGUGGGAAGAAAGGAGAUAUAGUAUUUGUACUAGAUUCCUCUGGCAGUGUAGGAUCAUCAAACUGGAAAAUUAUGCUGAAGUUUGUGCAAGAUGUCAUCAAUAUUUUUACUAUUGGUAAAAAUGAUGUUCAGGUUGGGGUUGAUAUCUAUGCUAAUUUUGCCUUUACACGCAUAAGGCUUAACUCUUACCAAUCAAAGACACAAUUGAUGGAUGCUGUGAAACGUAUUUCCUUUACUAAUGGUGGGACAGCUACAAACCGGGCGAUAGAUCAUUUGAUUAGCAGCAGUUUUUCGCAGUCACAUGGUAGCCGGUCAGGUGUUCCAAAGAUUGGCAUCAUAUUAACAGAUGGCAGAUCGAAUUCUCAAUUUUCAACAAUAGCUGCUGCCAACGCCGCCAGAAAGAAGGGGAUCGAGUUGUUUGCUAUUGGAAUAGGUAGUAGCGUCAAUACUGUAGAACUGAAAGGAGUAGCAAAUGAUCCAGACAGUAUUUUUUACUUCAGUGUCCACGAUUUCAAAGCGUUGCAAUCAAUUGAGAGCAGAUUAGCCUCAGAAACAUGUCAGAAUCUUGAACCGAUAACUGGUUGCAAGGCUGGUGCUGAUAUAAUAUUCCUUGUUGAUAAUUCUGGAAGUGUUGGUUCAAGUAACUUCAAUACAACUUUGACGUUUAUUUCCGAUAUUGUUGACGGUCUAAAGAUUGGCAUAAAAAAAGACAAAUUCCAGGUGGGCGUGCUAACUUUUCAUACUCCAGUGAAGGCAGAAUUUAAUCUUGACGAAUAUCAGGAUAAACAAGACGUAAAGAAUGCUAUUAUGGAAAUCAGAUACGAAGGGGGUGGUACAAAUACAGGAGGAGCUAUUAAAUAUUUACACACAACAGCCUUCGCGAGAGCUUCAGGUCAUAGACCUGGAUAUCCAAUGAUUGGGAUAUUAAUAACAGAUGGGUAUUCAUCAAACAAGGCAGAAACUCGAAAAGAAGCAAUGAACGCGCGAUUGAAGGGUAUCAAAAUGUUUUCCAUUGGAAUUGGUAAUGCCAUGGACACGACGGAACUUGAAAGUGUUGCUAGCGAACCAAAAAGUCAGUUUGUUUUUACUGCUGCCAGUUUUAAAUUAUUGAAAUCUAUUGAAUCAUUAUUGCUGAGUAAGACAUGCGAAGUUGCUGAUAUCACUUGUUGGGGAAAAACAGACGUUGUUUUUCUACUUGAGGAUUCAUGUCAUAUCGGAGAGACGAAUUUCAAUAAAAUGUUACAAAUGGUUGAAAACCUUGUGCAAGAAAUUCCCAUUGGUAACGGAAAUAUACAGAUUGGUGUCAAUACAUUCAAAUGUACUGCUAAAACUGAAUUUGUGCUUGGAAAAUACAAAACUGGAAAGGAUAUCAUCAAAGCUGUCCAGAGAAUUAAGUACACAGGUGGAAAAGUGUCUAUUGGCAAGGCUAUUGAAUAUACAAGAAAGAACAGUUUUCCAGAAAAUCGCAGUAAAGCGAAGAAAUUGAUGAUUAUUCUUACAAACGGAUCUGACAAGGCACUAUCAAAAACACUAGGAGAAGCUCAAAAAGCAAGAAACAGUAACAUUAAGAUGAUGGUAAUAGGAAUCGGUGAUUAUACCCAUCAGGAUUGUCUCCAGGGAAUGGCAACAGUACCUCAUGAUAAAUACAUAUUCUCCCAAGACAGUUUUGAUCCUCUAAGAAACAUGAGGGAUGUUUUAAUACAAAGAAAAUGCUCUGCAUAACUUCUAUUGUAAGAGUUGAAAUGGAUGGUUCGACCUAUGUUAUCAGAAACAAUAAAAUAUUCACGCUUUAAAAAUUAAAAGUGCAUUUUGAAAUUUAAA